CGUCCCAACACUAUUAAUCCAACUCCGGCAGGUGAAAUACCACCAUCUUUGGAUAUUUUAUUUGAUUUCUCGUCUUCCUCGGAUCAUACUGUAAAAAUAGGGGAUAAAACUACCAUUGUAACGAAUAGGGAAUGUAGUCAUGGUUUUCUGUAUAAUCCAUUUACAGAGAAAUGUGUAAGAUUGCAUGUUGUGGAUCCCACAGUUAAAAACAACGGAUCCUUUACCGAUUACAGCUGGAAAGGAUCCGGCUGUGUUAAAGUUGGCAUAAGUUCCGUAACUGUUUUACCAAAUGGCUCAAUAUGGAUCCCAUUGCAUAAGAGAACAUACAACAACGGAAGUUACUUUAUCAACGGUUCUUUUGUGUUUGUUUGCGUAAACCUCACAAUAAAUUUUACUGAAACAACUACUACUGGAAGCUAACUGGAAGGCAGAUAACGACAUAUGUGGGUUGUGCCAUAUCGAUAACUUCCUUGAUUCUCCUUCUCGGAGUCUAUAUCAUAUUUCCGGAGCUAAGAACCCUGCCUGGAAAGAAUCUGAUGAGCUUGUCAAUCUCCAUGUUGUUUUAUCACACUUUCUUUUUAAUGUCCGGUCAGACUAACCGCCCACACCUCGGUAUGGCAGUAUCCAUUCUGCUUCAUUAUUUUUUGUUGUCAACAUUCUUCUGGAUGAGUGUGAUGGCCUUCGAUGUUGCCAAGACGUUUACGAAGAAAGGUAUUUAAAGAAUGACUGUCUUUUGUACUUUUAACACUGAAGUUUUAGGAUUUGCUUGACUGCACAGGGCGAGAUACAGAAUGGGGCAAUUCCCAAGCCAGUGGUUUACAGGUUUUUAAAUCUUGUUUGCUUGUUAUUUACUCUUCCCAUGGCGCAAACACACGACAUUGGGAGGGAGGUUCAAUCCAAUUCGAGAACUGUUUAUGUACUAUGCGUUUUCGAAAUUAACACCACAAGGGUUUUUUGUUUGUUUUGUUUUGUUUUUGUUUUGGUAGUGAAAGAAUACAGCGACAAAAACUAACUUCUUCCCAACCGGCUCUUGUGAAAUAGAUAUUGGAAAUUCACUCAACCCUUUAGAGUAAUAUGGGAUUUUUGUUUUCCGUUUUAUAUUUGAAAUCAGAUAAAGGCUUCUUUAAUUUUUAUCCUAGGCGUCAACUUCUGCUGGAUUUCUAAUGGGAAAGCACUACUUGUUGUCCUUGGGGUACCCGUGCCUCUAAUUCUCAUGUUUAACUGUGUCGCAAUUACUAUCACGCUGUUGUCCAUUUGGAAAGUUCAGAAGGUACUUUACCAGCCUAGAACACAAAACAAAAAGUCUUGAGUCAACGAGUCUAAUGUCUUCCUUCUUCUCUUAAUGUUAUUAUCCUCCUGAAUUCUGAGUUGUUGCUGUACCCAUAUAGUAAGCAAGGGUUUAACGUGGGGAUUUGUGCACACUUGAAAACUGAUGAGGUUUUAAAAUUUGUUUCAAUACAGCAGCCUAUACCUCUCGCAUAACACUCGACAAGAGGGUGACCUAUAAAUUGACUGUAUUUAUUUAUAUUUUAUUUUAUUUUAUUUAUAUCUAUUUUUUUAUAUUCCCAGUUAGAUUACACGGCGGGUGACAGAUCAAAAGGCGAGCCUUUCCAUCUUGUGCAUCAAGCUGUCAUCUGCCUUGGGAUUUACGUGGCUGCUGGGAUUUAUUGUUCCGUUUGCUGAAGUCGACUUUUUAACGUAUCUGUUUGUCAUUUGCAACAGUUUACAAGGUCAGUUUGUCAUCAAAAAACUUCUUCCGUUAAACAGGCUAUUAACGGUUGAUACAAGAUAAUUAUUUCGCAAUUAAGCAUGACCUAUUCUAAUUCCUUUUUCGACUGAUCAGACAUUUUUAAGCUGUCGGUACAUAAGGCCUUUAAACUUUAACUAUUUGGUUAUUAUUUUUUUUACACCUGAUUCCACCUCGUCAUGCUCUUUUAAAGUUACUUGUUGUUAUUAAUUGAAAUCAUUUUCUGUAUUCAUCAUUGUGUGGCUCACUGGACGUGCACGUCCUUAAAAUCGAAAAUCAAAUAUAUAUAUUUGUUAUAUAGACACGAGUGUUUUACUGGAAAAUACACCACUUGUAAAAUUCAUAAAAACUACAUCCGGGACCCGAGUGGUUUAUUUUCCAUAAUCUCACACGUUAGUUUUUCCAUGACGUAAUUUCGGUAAUUUCCCUCAAUAAUUUGUAGGCGUCAGGCGUCCUUUGAAUUUUAAUUACACAUUUUUCAAAGCUUUGCUUAUAUUUUGUCAAUGUAGAGCCCUAUUCAGCUCAGUGUUAUUUCUCCAGAUUAUUGUAAACAAUGUCUUAUAUUGCUGUACUGUAAAUGUGAGCCGUCACAAUUACUUUUUGGCGAAAAAAAUAUAUUAUUUUAUCGAUGUCUUUUUGUCUAUAUAAUAAAAAGAACAUUACACGGCGGCUUGAAGAUAUGAAUUUUAUUUUCUAGUGGCAAAACAAUAUUUUACGAACGAGCGCAGCGAGGGAGUAAAAUAUUGUUUUGCCGCUCGAAAAUAAAAUUCAUAUCUUCGCGCCACCGGGUAAUGUCCUCUCUAUAUAAAAAUGUUCGAAAUAAAAAAGCUAAUCGCCAUUUAGCAUAAGAAUUUCUGAGCUUGCAGGUAACCAGUCGACGUUAACGUCAGUUACAAAUAUAUCAUAUCCAAAGAAAGUUAAAAUACCCGUUACAUUGACUUUAAUUUUUACAAAGAGUAAUUAAAAGUAAUAAGCUAGUUGAUUAACUUAGCUAUGAACGAUUUAAAGUCGUCGUGACACGUAGGUCUAUAUAAAUGUUACCAUGGUAAUCCAGUUUUGACAGCUUCUUUUUUUUUUUUUUAAUUUGCAUUUUCUCUGUAAAAAACUGAGGUUCUAUUCGUAGUUGCUGAAUUACUAUGUUACACUUAACUCAGCAUUGCAUUAUCCUACCAAAGUAAUUAAGGCUGCCAAGAAUAUAAUCCAGGUUGUUUUGGUGCCUAAUUAAGAAAAAAGAAACACAGAGUUUAAACCCAAAGUUAAAAAAGGAAAGAAAAUGACAGUUGGUUCUAAUUCCUCCGUUUAAUAAUAAAUUCAUUGAGCAUGACGCAAUACUCUUGUUUAAGUUUAUUAGUUUAGUAGCCAACUUCUUGGUUUUAUCAGACACCUCACUACUUACGUAUUUUCCGUUACAUUGAAGGAAAUUUGAACUCUGUCAAUAACACGCCGGGCUGACAGGGAGGCGGAAACCGACCAGUAAAAGACUGCUCUUACAGUUUUUAUCUGUUUGAGCUGAAACUUUGCAGGAUUAUAGAACUUAGAACUCUUCAUGUUUUCAUGGUUUGAAAAUAUUGAAUUUCAUCGUUUUUGGCCGGAAAAUGACGUCACAAGAUUGACAGCAAAACUUAACUUUCAAAUGACAUCGUAAAAAGUAGACGAUUUUGAAAGACCGUGGCAAGACAAAAACAAAUGUGAUUUUUUUCCAAAACAUCAAUUGGUUGAGGAUAUAAAGCAUUGUGAAUUUUUUCCUUUAUUUCUGAAAGUGGUAUUAAAAUGGCAGGAAAUUCAAAAUUUAAAGCUUAAUAAUUCUGUAACCAAUCAAGCUCUUCGAAUUCAUAAAAAAUAAAUAAUAAUAAUAGUAAUAAUAAUAAUAAUAAACACUCACAUUGUUUAGUUACUAUCUUGUCACGGUCUUUUAAAAUCACCUCCUUCUUACGCUGUCAGUUGAAAUUUAAAUUUUGCUGUCAAACUGGUGACGCAAUUUUCCCGCCAAAAAACCGUUGAUAUUAAAAAAUAUAUAUAUAGGGAAAAUUCAAAGUUCUACAAUCCUGCAAAGUUUCAGCUCCAACAGAAAAAACUGAAAGAGAAAUUUUCUACUGGAUGGUUUCAGCCUCCUGUCAUUCCGGCGUGAAAUUCAACAAUAUGACGUAAUAAUUACGUCAAAUUAAGCCUUCCAAUGUUGGAAAUAAUGAGUAUGUUUUAGUCAAUCUUUCAUUUCAGGUAAUUUUUUAUUUUCCUCUGCUUCAAAUUCAUUAGCGUACAUCACCAUACCAAAAAAGAAUGGAAAAAUAAAAAUUACCUGAGAUAGAAAAUUAACUACAACAAGUACGUUAUUCCUUGUAAUUCAACUUUCAGGGUUCUUCAUUUUCCUUGCUUUUGUGGCAAAUAAGAGGACACUCGUUAAAGUCAAAUGCGCGUGGGGAUCGCUUUCCAAGUCUGAUGGGUCGACAAACACCACCUCAAACACUGGCAGGAAUAGGGCAAAAAAGACAAGCAAGGACGAACAAUUAGCUGCAACUACUGCUUUGUAA
Molecule: messenger RNA, 4275 nt
Organism: Porites evermanni
Lineage: Eukaryota; Metazoa; Cnidaria; Anthozoa; Scleractinia; Poritidae
Source: the annotation of a GenBank genome assembly